This is a messenger RNA of Hirsutella rhossiliensis, 2922 nucleotides long. RefSeq names its product polyketide synthase dehydratase domain-containing protein. The coding region runs from base 1 to 2922 and encodes 973 amino acids. Lineage: Eukaryota; Fungi; Ascomycota; Sordariomycetes; Hypocreales; Ophiocordycipitaceae. The transcript has 6 exons. The record is from RefSeq and is a predicted model, not a curated record. Gene Ontology annotation, molecular function: fatty acid synthase activity; oxidoreductase activity. Gene Ontology annotation, biological process: secondary metabolite biosynthetic process; fatty acid biosynthetic process.
AUGGCCCCCUACCCCUGGUCUGAGCAUAAGUAUUGGUCCGAGUCGCGAGCGAGCGAGCAGCAUCGCAAGCUUUCGUUUGCUCGUCAUGACUUGCUCGGCCGCCUAGAGGACGCGUACAACGAGACGGAGCCCGUCUGGCGAAACACGCUUUCGUCUGACGACGUGCCCUGGCUCAAAGACCAUCGCAUGCAGGGUUUUGCCACAUUCCCCCUCGCCGGCUACCUCUCGAUGGCCGUGGAGGCGGCUUGUCAGAGAAGCCAACUCCGAAGCCGGCCCGUCUCCCUCGAGAGGUUUUACGCCGAACUCGAGGCCAACGGUGCAGGUUAUAGGUCAAGCUUCAGGCUGCAGCCGGAGGCGGGACUGACCAGCCACGGCAGCUUUACGGCGAGCAGGAUUGCCGUGCCCGACACCGCUCCCCAGAUGCCAUCAUUAUACGAAACACCGUCUAUCCUCUCGGUGCCAUUCAUCGACUUUCUAUUCCAGCAUGUCUUCCCGAUUCUUGGCGCCGGCUAUGGUCAAAUGCCGUGCCUCUUUAUGCCCUCGGCCAUCAAGGAAAUUGACAUGAGUGCUGCCUUGCCCAAUCAGCCAGGCCAACAAGUUCAGGCUGUUGCUUAUGGCUGCCCCGACCCUGCCAGCCGCGGCCCUGUCGAGUUUUGGAUUGACGGCUGGCACUCCUCUCAAGCGGACCCGGUCAUUAGGAUCACGGGUUUUAAGAUGACACCGGUCGGCAACCUAGACCUGGACGGCCAGAGCCCGCGGCCCUUGUGCUACAAAAUCAAGUGGGAGCCGCUGAAGGCCGGUAAAGUACAAUCAAACGGCCAAGCAGUCACGAACGGCUACGCACACACCGAUGGCCAUACGAUAGGCGUCAUGAAUGGCAGCGGCACCAACGGGCGUCAUGGCCGGGGGGAACAAGGCGCCGCUACCGUCGUCAUAUCCGAUGCGAAAGAGUCUGACCAGCUGGCAGGUGCUCUUUUGGACCUGAUUGAAACGCGGACCGGCUCCAGGGCGUCUGUCUGCCCUCUGUUCAACAUCGAGCCUUCGUCGUCGGCUCGAUACAUCUGCCUUGCAGAGGUCGACGCACCCCUGAUUCAUAACAUGACGGCACACACUUUCGCCCGUCUCCAAACCCUUCUUCUCCAGUGCGGUUCGAUGCUAUGGGUCACGUCUGGUGCGUAUCGAUGCUCCGAGUCACCCGGCACAUGUAAGACCAUGGCCCAGGGCCUUUUGCGCACGGUACGAUCCGAGACUGGCAAGGCGGCGGCCAUGCUCGACUUGGAUCCCGGGUCUCGACUGGGUGCUCCCGAUCGAGCCGAGCUCAUUGUUGAAGCGUUGGAUGCCUCUCUCGCGUCCCAGGACGGCACAGGGGGCGAGUUCGAGUUUGCCGAGGAAGCAGGCAGACUCGUCGUCCCUCGUGUGGCUGGGGACACGGACAUAGAUGUCAGCAUCUUCCGAGAAUCGCUGCCGGCGGCGCCGUACUUGCAAGAUUUCGAACAGGCCGGACGGCGCCUUAAGGUCGUUGUCGGAAGCCCUGGCGCCCUUAGCUCGCUGUACUGGACGGACCAAGCCGAAUUCUGCCUCAAUGACGAGGAAAUUGAAAUUAAGGUGGCAGCCACGGGCAGGAACUUCAAAGACGUCGUCAUCGGCAUGGGCGAACUGGCGAGCCCGCACCUGGGCAUCGAAUGCAGCGGCACCGUUACACGCACCGGCCGAAACGUCGAAUCGCUCGCGGUUGGAGACCGCGUCUGCGCUAUAGUCAGGGGCGCCUACGGCACGCACGCCGUCUGCCACUCGACGAGUGCUGCCGCCAUCACUGCCGACAUAAGCUUCGAGGUCGCCGCGUCGCUGCCCGUUAUCUACAGCACAGCCUACUAUGCAAUCACCGAGCUGGCGCGCAUAGAGCCGGGCGAGAAAAUUCUUAUCCAUGCGGCCUCUAGAGGCGUAGGCCAAGCAGCCAUCCAGCUAUCCCGCAACACCGACUCUGGCCUCGCGGUACGAGAGGCUACUGGUGGCAAAGGCGUCGACGUGGUGCUCAACUCUCUUGCCGGCGACCUCUUGCGCGAAACGUGGGACUGCGUCGCGCCCUUUAGACGCUUUAUCGAAAUCGGCAAGCGGGACAUUGUCGCCAAUACGAGGCUAGAAAUGGCCAACUUUAACAACAACUACACCUUCAGCUCCAUCGACUUGACCCUUAUGGCUGCCGAGCGGCCUAAGACCAUGAGCCGGGUUCUGACAGCUAUUAUGAACCUUAUCUCUAAGCGGAUUAUAUAUCCCAUCGGGCCCAUCACCACGGUUGGUAUUUCCGAGGUCGAGAGCGCCCUUCGCACGCUGCAGAGUGGUAAGACAAGUGGCAAGGUGGUUGUGAAUCAUCUGGCGCUAAACCAGCAAGUCAAGGCCACACAUCCUAUGACUGCUCCGUACUUGCCCAGCGAUGCCACAUAUGUCAUCAUCGGCGGCACUGGUGGCAUCGGGCGAUCCCUGGCCAAGCGAAUGGAUGUGCUGUUCGAAAAGAGGGCUUUUGGCGACUAUCAGGACGUUGUCCGGUCUAAGGAUAAGGCUAAGCAGGCCGAGGUGAUGAAGAGCAUGUUAGGCAGCUCUAUGGGCGAGCUAGAGCUCCUGGCUCUCGUGGAAGCAUCCAUCCGAGGCCAAGUCGGUGGCGAGCAGUGCAUCACGGGGCUCGACUUUUCCAACCCGACUGCUCUGCCCUACUAUUCGUCCGAUAAUCGGUUUUUAUAUCUGCGCAAAGCGGCUCUAGCCAAAUUAGUUCAAGACAACGACGCGGCCGAGUCGGUCGACAUGCCUAUCUCGCAUAGGCUCCGCAUCGCGUCUAGUUUCGAGCAGGCUCAUGAGAUUGUGACUCGGGGCAUUAAGGAGAAGCUUAGCGCCAUCCUCAUGAUCCCGGCUGAGGUUAUGGCGGCUUAG